Molecule: messenger RNA, 2737 nt
Organism: Plectropomus leopardus (leopard coralgrouper)
Lineage: Eukaryota; Metazoa; Chordata; Actinopteri; Perciformes; Serranidae
Gene: errfi1b
Product: ERBB receptor feedback inhibitor 1b
Biological process (GO): negative regulation of epidermal growth factor receptor signaling pathway; regulation of keratinocyte differentiation
Source: RefSeq, a predicted model, not a curated record
CUGACAAAACGAGAUUCUCCUCCCGGUGUUGUUGACAGAGGAGGGAUGUUGCACAUGGUUUGGUUUUGACUGGGAGACUGGCUACUACUAUACAGACAGAUCAUCUCACAUUGUACAGGGGAAAGGUCGACCGAGCGUGAUGGACAAGUAGUCUGCGAGUUCAUGCUCUCUGCUUGCUAGAAUGAAGCCGUGAUGGGUUUGAUGGAGCCGACUUGUGCUCAGAUACCGAACAGACCUUUAUGUUUUUUACAAAAUCUGCUCCUACAUGGCCGAGAAUCAGAAUAACUGCUGGGGACAGCAUGACCUGAACAGAGAGUUCUUUGGCCUGAGUGCUGACAUCGAUCACAACCUGAAGGAGCUUCAACGACAGCAGAUGGCCAAGGAAUUUAACUGUAACAUCUCCCUCUCCCAGUCUCCUUUCUACUCUGAUACAUAUCGCCUAGCAUCUGAUAACAUGCUGCGACCCCAAGAGGGAGACCAGGUGGUGCCUUCCUCCCAGAGACGGACAGUCUUUGGGGGCCACCAGAAAGAAGCCAAACCCUUGCCGCCUCUGCCUGAUCCUGAGGAGCUCAUGUCUGAUGAGGCAGCUGACAGCGAAGUGGAGUUUUUUACAAGUGAUCGGCGGCGUCUUUUGCCCAAAAGCUGCCCCAAGGCCAUGUACAGGCUCAUGAACAGGGACUGUGGCCAAGUGAAUUACGCCUACCAGGACAGCUCGCUGCGGGCUGGGGGUGCUGGGACUGACUCCAUCGCUUUCUCUUGGCCAGGCAGAGAGGACAGAGCAACAGGUAGAGGAAGCGGGUUUUGGGCACUAGUUCUCCAAAGAGAAGACCACCAGCCAGAAGAACAACAGCAACCAUCCAGACUCCAGUUUCCCUGUUCAGGUCCUGCCUUCCAGCCUCCGAGCACCACAAACUGGCCCACUGACAAGCCACAAAUCCCUCCUCGCAUCCCCAUCCCGCCAAAACCCCCCACUCUCUUCAGGACUGUGAGCACAAACGAGGAAGACAAGCCUCCCAAAAUCCCUCCAAGGAUCCCUUUAGUCCCACCAUGCCCUCCACGUACCCCGAGCCCCAAAAGCCUUCCAAUUUACAUCAACGGUGUGAUGCCUGCCACACAGAGUUUUGCUGCUAACCCAAAAUAUGUGAGUAAGGCAUUACAGAGACAGCAGAGUGAAAGUGCGCCACCUGCAGCUCAGUUCUCUCCCUGCAUUGUUCCCAUUUUGAAGGAUGGCAGAAAGGCCAGCGCCACGCACUACAUCCUCCUGCCGCCCGGCCGACCAGCGUACUCAGACAGACGGGAAAGACUGCGGAGUGAACCAACCAGGUCGGGAAACAGCAGCGCGUGGCAGGGCAGAUAGAAACCCUCGCUAAUGUCUCAAACUCGAUGAGUUCAGAACUGUGACUGGCAUCAUUAAUAACCAGUGAGUGUGUGAAAACUUCUUCAUGCUACAUUCACAUACUCAUUAUUCUUUUCAAUGACUGAUUUAAAGAUCACCUAUGUCACACAUCACUGUGAGGUUUGUGUUUGUUUUAACUGAACAUUUUACCGGUCAGUAUUUUAGCGAGUGGAAGACAUCAUAACAUUACAGUAUUUUUCACAAACAGUUGAUAAAUAUUUAUAUAACCACUUUUAUGUUUGUGUACUGCAGUUUUUUCACAGGAAACAUGUCUGAUCACUCACUAAACGUCAUUAAUAAAUCGGACACCCAUGUGUUCAUAUCACUAAUACUAUAUUUCUUACAAGAGAGCAAAUAAUUACUGUAUGUACAAGCUGGGCUUGUACCAAACUGUUCAUCCCAUGUGCGUUUCUUUUUUUUUAUGACAAAUGCUGCUUGAAAUGUUAAGUAUGAUGCUUUGAUAGAUUUAUUGUUUUAAUGAAUCAUUAUCACAUUUAUUGUAAAUUUUACAAUAGACACCGUAGCUGAUAUGAGAACGACACAACACAAGAGAAACAUGCUUUUAACUUCAGUGAAACACUUCACCUGAUAAAACUCUUAACCUCUGUUUCUAUGUCAGUGCUAAUGCAUUUUCAGACCUCUUUUGCAAAUGUAUUUCAUUUUUCUUACGCAGCCUUCACUUGUCUUGUUUUCAAAGCAAGCGAUGUCCUACCUGCAAAGGACUCGACUUUUGCAUCAUAUUUUAUGCUUGUGGGCACAAACAUAAGUUUUGUUUUUUUUUAAUGAAAAUUCUGUGGGCUGAAAAAAAAAGCAGCCCUGUCACCAGAUUAAAACCUGUUGCCACCCUUAAAUUGAUUGAUGAUUGACAGGUCUUUUAAUACACAUGAGGUACAAAAAUCAACAAGAAUAUAUAUAUACUUUUUUUUUUUCCCUGAUGCUGUUUUUUUCCCGGUUUUUCAUUGGAAGUAUUUGUAUCCAGAGAGGUAAAAGAAGCCUAAAUUUUCUGUUAUGAUCAGUUGACAAACUUUUAAUUAUUAUUAAGAAAUUAAAUUAUGAUGUACGUGCAUUUAGCUCAAGGUAAAUAGGGUCAAAAAAGUACAAAUUGGGCCUUUAAUGACUCUUCAUUUUGAGCAUGGAAAUCAUGUUACGUUUACACUGUUGAGGUCCCGUUUACAACCUUUGUUACAUCAGUAGGUUGGAAGUUCUCAUGAAGAUCCUGUGUCAGAUUUGGCCCGAGCAAAGUCUGUUUGUAAGUUCAUGAUGUUAUUUGUGUCAAAUGUAAAUCAUUGUAAAAUUGUGUUUUUAAUCUAUUUAUAGAAAUAAAAUAACUUAUUCAUUCUA